Mucor mucedo is the source of this 1173-nucleotide messenger RNA. RefSeq lists its product as uncharacterized. The record is from RefSeq and is a predicted model, not a curated record. The coding region runs from base 76 to 945 and encodes 289 amino acids. The transcript has a single exon. NCBI's taxonomy places the organism in Eukaryota, Fungi, Mucoromycota, Mucoromycetes, Mucorales, Mucoraceae.
CGUCAUUCUCUUAUUAGCGCCGAUGGGAAAGGAUAUUCCAUUUUUCUUUCUUUCUUCCCAACAAAUAAAAACAAGAUGACAGAAACUUCCUAUAUCGUAGACGUCUAUACAACUCCAGAUCACUACAGACAUAUUGUUUCCUACUUUCGACAAAACCGACACAUCUUUAAACUUUAUUUUAACGGAAACCAGGAUGGAUCCCCCAUUUCGUCCGAACAAACACGUCCUAUGCUUCAAUCCUUAAAGGAAGAUGGUAUCAUCCCCCCUUCCUGGAAGCAUAACGAUCUUGAUCGCUGUCUCAAGGAAUUCAUGCAAAAAUAUAGAAAGCUCGCCGUAGCAAGAACAAAGCGUACAUUCAAGGUAAACGCAUCGGAUUUGAAAAAAGGUAUCACCACCACCGACGAUAAACUAGACUACCUCAUUCCCGAUUUCUAUCAAAUGCUCGAAUUACAAGGCCUCUGCGUAACCAAAGUAGUUGCCUUUCAUGGUGCACCCACGGGGACUAUUUAUACCUAUCCGAACGGCAAAGAUGACUAUCCUUGGGGUAAAGAAGUAACUGAAUCUAUGUUGCGUCAGGCUCAGGCUCGUAAGAUGGUGGACAUCCCAACCACUGAUCGUAUAAGACCAUCCAUCGAUCCAGCCACAGGUCAAUUAAGACCCCCAACCAGAACCCCAACCACCACCACCACAACAACAUCGCAACGCGCCAGACCUGAGGCUGACACCGAAAAUGAAUCAUGGGCUAACCAAUUGGCAAGAGCUAAAAGAGCCAGACCUGUCGAUGAAGGUCCCAUGGAGGAAACCAUGUCGGAUUACAGUUACAAGUUGGAGCUGGUUAAAUUGACUUUGGAGGCUUUUAAAAACAAGACAUUUGGUGAUGUGUCGUUGGACGAGGUGACAAAUAAAGUUCGUCGUAUCAGUAAAGCGUUUGACGAGGACUGGUAAAAAAAAAAAAAGAAUAAAUUAUACAGAGUUUUUUUUUUUUUUUUUUUUUUUUUUCUGAAAGUGGUGAUCCUUUCUAAGGGUGUGGCAAUAGCUUUUUUAAAUAUUUGGUGAACCAUUGAGGUGGUAUGGAUAUACGAAUCGAAUGUGUAAUAUGUUUCUUUUGGAUAGUGAUGGGUAAAAUCACUGUUAAAAAAAAGUAUAGAAAUAAAGCAUUUUUUUUUCUUGGAC